GGGUGGCCUUUUCUGCAAAUGAAUUAUUAAUAAGUUUCUCUCCUCUUCGUUAUUCUGCGCAGUUUCAAUAAGAAAUAUUUGUAAAUAUUCUUUAGUGUUAGCCCUAUAAGCUGUGUAGCUGGAAUUGUAUAAACUAUUUGACAUCAUGUCACUAAAAGUAGCACAAAAUGCACUGCUUUCUCGCACUUUACCUCAGUUUGGAAGGCAUCCACUUUUAUACUCUACAUACCGCACUCUGUUUGACUUCACUCCCAUAACGAAGACCAGGCGAGAUUUUAAACAGAAGAAAUUAGCAGGCUAUUCUAUGGAACAAUUAUAUGCUGUCGUAGCGGACGUAGAAAACUACUACACGUUUGUACCAUUCUGCAAGAAGUCCCACGUGUAUGCCAAAAAGCCUGGCUCAUUGAAGGCCGAUCUGAUUAUUGGCUUCCCACCGUUAAACGAAAGUUAUACCUCUAGCGUAACCUUGAUUCGGCCGACGCUAGUCAAAGCAGAAUGUGUGGACGGUCGGCUGUUUAAUUACCUACUGACGGCGUGGCAGUUUAGUCCGGGCCUGAAGGACAUACCGCAGUCCUGUGUAAUCGAUUUCAUGGUCGCGUUCGAGUUCAAAUCCGCUCUUCAUUCGCAGCUAUCGAAUCUGUUCUUCGACCAGAUCGUGAAACAGAUGGAGUAUGCGUUCAUUCAGGAAGCAAAGAAUCGAUACGGGGGGCCUUCAAUUAAGAGUCACGUGUUGGUAGCUAACAAAUCGUAACCCAAACCUCGUUCAUUAACGAUCCUGCGUAGAAAGAAGAGGAGAGAGGCCGACCUUAAGAGCCCCCGUUUGCAUACAUAUAACGUUCUGUUUGAGAAUGAAAAUAUUUAUACCUCGGACAGCUAAUAAAUUUAUGUAUAUUAGGCAAAGCAAAAAUUUACGAGUGUUCCUCUGGCGGGAAAGCUGGGGGAGUGAGUGCAUGGAAAGGAAAGUGAUACUAUUGUGAGACGUAGACAAAAUAGGCAGGUGAUGAGUUAAUAUCGCCUUUGCAAGCUAGUUCAGAUUGUUGUAAAAAGCGAGUAUUCUAUAUUUUUUUAUUAACUAGUUUUUUUUAAAUAACUGACGAAUAAAACGUCUAAGUUGGCAAUAGACUUUAGUUUUAUGUCACUAUAAAUCCAUAAAUGUAAACACACCGUAGAAGCGUAAUAGUGUUUAACAUUUCUAUUGGAAAGUAGUCAGCUAAAAGCCAAAAAUUACAUACAAAUUACAUAGACAUACAACUGAAGCAGUGUCGUACUUUGAGAACAAUUAGGUGACGAAGAACCCACGCCUAUUUAGAAUGGGCUAUAUUAUAGGCUAUGAUUUCCAUUCUUCAAACUGGCUAUUUAUACACCAUCAAAUUCUUAUUAACGAAUUAGUUCAGGGUAUUAUCAAAUUUUCAUAUUCAUUCCUCUUUGUUCUCCAAACAAGGGGAUGGAAUGAACGUGAGUUUGCGUGAAAAAACGCAGCCACCAACGGAAGCAUGUAUUAUUUAUAAUGGUUUGCCUACUCCUCUCUUUUAUACCGCAACAUAGGCUGCAUAGCAGCUAUUGGGCGGGGGCAGGGCAAUAGUAAAAUUGUGCUUAACCUUACCCGAACUCCUUCGCUGCCGCUACCGCUGGGAAGUAGGAAUCACUACGAAUGUUACCUUGGCCAUGAUUUGAUGCUAAAUUACGAUUAGAUUUUCUUCACCUUCGUACAAAUACCUAUAAUCUUUACAUUAUGCAAGCAGUACAAGAGUUUCUUUUGAACUUUCGUUCUCGUUCGAUUUACCAAAGCAAA
Molecule: messenger RNA, 1792 nt
Organism: Sabethes cyaneus
Lineage: Eukaryota; Metazoa; Arthropoda; Insecta; Diptera; Culicidae
Product: coenzyme Q-binding protein COQ10, mitochondrial
Exons: 3
Coding region: 146-751 (201 amino acids)
Biological process (GO): ubiquinone biosynthetic process; cellular respiration
Cellular component (GO): mitochondrion
Molecular function (GO): ubiquinone binding
Source: RefSeq, a predicted model, not a curated record